This is a messenger RNA of Oikopleura dioica, 11382 nucleotides long. The record is from the annotation of a GenBank genome assembly. NCBI's taxonomy places the organism in Eukaryota, Metazoa, Chordata, Appendicularia, Copelata, Oikopleuridae.
AUGUUCGAGGGCGUUGGUGCUUACCUUAUCAAUUACUACCUCGGAGAAUUCCUUGAAGACAUAAACAAUGACCAGCUUUCAGUUCAACUGAUUUCCGGCGAAAUUAACCUUUCAAAUGUUCCAAUUCGACGUGGUGCAAGUGAACGCUUCGGCUUGCCAAUUCAUAUUUCUGGUGGCAAUGUCGGAAACAUCAAAAUUACGCGACCAAACUGGACAAGAGUACUAACAGAGGCUUUCGAAAUUAAAAUCACAGACCUUCAUGUCGAGCUGCAACCCUCCGAAGGCAAAACAAAAGAAACUAGCAGCAAAGAAGAUGUAAAAUUUCGGCGAAUUCAAAAUCUCAUUUCCAGAUGGCUCGCAGUCGGCCAGCAGCAAGGCAUCUGGGCGUCUUACUCAAGCCAAAUCAUUUCCGAUAUUGUUCAAAAUAUCAAAGUGACUGUUUCGAACGUUAGCAUCAACUACCGCGAUCCAGAUUUGUUGGGAGAUGGGCAUGUUGCUUACAACGUUUCGAAUAUCCUUGUCGCAAACAAUCCCGCUAUGCCUGGCUUUGCCCACAAGAAACUGCUAUUGCAAGAUCUGGAGAUUAUCUGGCACAAGAACGAUAACUCUUCAACCCAUCUCAUGGAGAAAGUCGAGGCAAACAUUGACAUUGUCAAGAAUAAAAGUGUGACGCCCCUUAACGGCGAUCUUCCGCGAUUCAAAGUCGACCUGAACAUAGAUGCGGUCAACUUCCAACUGUCUGAUAAGCAGCAUUCAAUCAUCUAUUCAACGUGGGAGAAGCUAGAAUGGUUUUAUCGACGACAAAGAUAUUCCGAGUUUCGACCUAGUGAAAGCAUCUCUUCGACUGAAGAUGCCCAAGAAAGAAACAAAAUUGUCAAAUUGUGGUGGAAGUGGCUUCUUCAUCAUACAGCUCAUCCGAUUCAAGAAUAUCGUCGAUCAGAGACAAAGCCAUUUCUUCUGAAGCGUUGUUCCCAGAUCAACGAGUACGCCAGAAUCAUCAGGAAGCUUCUAAAAAAGGAAAAACUGACGGAAGAGGAGAAAGCAACGAGAAUCGAUAUCGAGACCACCUGGACCUACGAAGAAUGCCGAGGUGUCAUCUACGCGGUCUUGGACAAAGACUACUCCAAGAAACCUGAAGUAGGAGAAGAACAAGAAGGCUGGGGCGGUUGGAUCAUGCGAGGCGGUGGGCUCUUUCGAGGGCGAGCUGCCUCUACUGGCUCACCAAAGACCGAGCGUUCGAGUUCAAUAGACAGCGAAGCCUCAGCAAGUGAUUCCGAUUCACCCGUGAUUGUCGAUCCCUCUGCAGCGAAAAUGCCCAAACUAACUCUUCGAACAGCAAGUAGCAUGAACAAUCAGUGUCUACCAGAUCAUUCUGUCACAAACGACACCUUUCUCACGAGAGACAGGGUCUUUGCCGAUUUCAGUUUCAUGUUAACGACUGGAACGCUGAAACUAACGAUUGACAAUGGAGAGGAGAUCUCUGGCCUAUCAACGAUUCAAUUCGACCGACUCCAUUCCUCUCUCGGCUGUCAAUUUCGUUCAGAUACCCUGACUUAUAUAACGGAGCUUGGCGAUUUCAAGAUUGUCGAUGACUUCACUGACGACUCUAUUUAUCCCGUCUUAGUAUCGACGAUCAAAAAAGACAAGGAUGAAAAAGACAAACCUCCACCAGUUAUGUUCCACUUUUCGUACGAAAAGAUAAGCCAUCUAAGUCAAACGGUCUAUUGCGAAACUGCGCCGUUGAAGAUGAUCUUCAACAAAAAGCUGAUGGAGAUUGGCAAAGGAUUCUUAAAUUUAAGAACCGGUGGAGAGGACUCACUUCAUAAUUGGCGACAGAGGGAGCGAUAUCGCAGCUUGAAAGAAAAAGCAAAACAGACAUUACAAAAAGGCUUCGAGAAAGUCAUGGAAGAGAAGUCUUUUAAGAAAGGCGGCAUCCGUAUAACACUAGAUUUGGCUGCUCCGAAAAUCAUCUUCCCAAAGAGCUUCAACGAUCCGAAAACGCCGCAGAUCAUGGUAGAUCUUGGAAAGAUCAAAUUUUCAAACGUCGAUGAGAACGAGAAAGAACCCCUGGCAGAGUUUACUCCCGUCGUCGAGGGUUCGUCCGAAGCUCAAAAAGACGAAGAUGAAUUUUAUACUCCCGAAUAUAAUGGUAGCCCUGCAGAUCAAUCCCCACCUGUAGAAGAAGAAAGUACUGUAGCUCUCAACGAACAAACGAGAACUGUGGAAAUCCCUGAAGAGCUUCAAGAACACCUUCUUGUCUCUCACUUCUACGACAAAUAUUCUGUGCAGCUACAGAAUCUACAGAUUUUGGUGGGGACGAAAAGCGAUGAUGAAACAAUUUGGAAUAGAGCAACGUCGCAGAAAAACUCAGAGCUACAUGUUGUCGAGCCCUUUAACGUUUCUGUCGGAAUUGAAAAGCGCGCCUGCGAUGUUACCGAUGAAUCGAAAUAUCCACUCAUAAUUGUCUCCGGAAGCCUUCCUUCUCUUAUGCUUCAAAUCAACGAGACAAAGUCAUCAAUGAUAUUCUCUUGUCUGGAGGCAUGCAUACCUUCCGGCUCAACGAACAAGCCUUCAGCUCCUAACUUGGACGUAACUGUUUCUGAUAUUGAGCAAUCGCAAAGUGUCAGUUAUGGAAAAUUGAUUGUAAUCAUGUUUCAAAUUGACCGUGUCUCCUGUGGACUCUACUCUAUUCUACAUGAUCAUAUGGUCGCUGGCCUCGAAGUCACGCGAAUCAAGGCGAAUGUUAAACUGCAGCCGGAUAAGAGUAACCUGAAGCUUUCUGUUGGAUCCGUUGUUGUGACAAACAAUCACGACCAUAACCUUGGAGCCGAUUUCCAGUCAAUUUUGGUGUCAAACAGAAAUGCAACGCUUGACAUUCCAUCAGGAACCAUCAUCGAUUCGGGGUGCACGUCGCCGACCAUAGAAGAGCAGCUGGCUCCUACUCCUCCAAACUUUGUCUCCCAGCUCCAAGAAAAUCUGAACAAAUUUUGGAGCACAGAACAAAAAGAUGAAGACACUCAGACAAACUGGUCCAAUGCCGAUGAAUCAAACGAGGAGCUCGCAGUUUUUGAAUGGACGCACUACGAUGAAUCCCAAUCUGCAGAUAUUGGAGAUGACAUCCACGUAAAUUUUUCAUCUCUCGACAUUGUCAUCACUCCUGACACUUUAUCCGUUCUUCUGUCUGUGCUUCAUCGUCUCAAACCUCCUGGAAAAACGAAAAACCCUACUGACGAGGACGAAAAGACCGAUAAUAACAAUAAAGAGCGCCUUACAGUUAUCCACUUUGAAAUGAAAACUAUCAACUUGAUGGUCGGAGUCGCUGAGGGCAUCGGCGAAAGUCGUAUGGGCAGGAAAAUUGCCACUGCAGGGAUAGAAGAAUUUCGGUCUGUCGUUGAAAUUCAAAAUCCAGGAAAUGUCACAAUAUCUGGAAAAAUUGGAUCGAUCUUUGGGUCCGACUUGGCAAUUGCUCACGAGAAUGCAUAUAAGAGGUCUUACUCUAGCAGAAUUUUCGCUCUAGGAACGCCGAAGAUCAAGGAUCUUGAGUUUGACAAAAUCUUUGAUAAUGUUCAAAACGAUGCCUUCACAUUUGACUUGCAACGGUGCAACGUCGACAAUGAAAAUUACAGAAUCGACCUUGGAAUUGAAACCGCAUCCUUGUGCUACAUCCAUUCACCGCAAUUUUUGGGCCAAGUCGUUCACUGUAUGAAUGAAUUCAAGAAGCAUUUUGAUGCGAAGCUCUCCGUUCAUGCGCAGAAAAGAUUUCAAGAAGCCCUGUCAAAUCUAUACGAAAAAGUAGCUGACGUUGCGAUCGGUCCAGCACCAGCCAUGGCUGAUUUCCGAAUGAAGAUGAACUUCAAAUCACCUUACGUCGUUCUUCCAAAGCAGUUUGGAAGCUCGGAAAUGCUCCUUGCGAAAAUUGGGUCAAUAAGCUUUGAAAAUCAAGGACUGAAAAACUUCUCCAUGGAAAUUAAAGAUGGGUCAGUUAGCUCCGUGAACAACAACCACGGAUGCAAUCUUGAAUUCUGUGGGCUAAUUCUUGAGAAAACCGACGUGAAUUUGAAGUUCGACUUGAACGACGACAAAAUAUCCGUCUCGGUGGCUUUACCAGCGAAACCAAUUCUCACUCUGACGAAAAUGAAUUACGAACAGAUUCUGAAAACACUCGACAAUGUUGCCAUUCCUGACAAGGCGAAGGAACCGAGUUCGGAAGAAAAUAAAGAGUCGGAGGCUGAAAAACCUGAAUUCAAGCCGAUUUUCUUCAUGAUGCACAUUCCAUCGGCGACAAUCAACAUGACAGAUGAAGCAGAGCGAAACUCCGUGCAAUUUAUCUUCUAUGAUUUUUGGUGUAAUUUUGAAAAACUUGAACCGACUGAAUUCAAUGUUGACUUGGCGCUUGGUUCAGUAGAGGCGAUCGAUGCUGAAAGUCCUGACCAGUAUAUGCUGCGAUCAAGGAGGACUGACAAAUCGUUUGGUCGAAGACGCUGGAAGAGCUGUACACUUCCUAUCGCUGAACUUGUUCCGAGACCGAGGAAACGAGUCCGAUCAAUUUGCCUAGCCGAUUUCGGUGUUCGAACGUCUCAGUCUCUCCGUGCUAAAUAUCUCGAGUUCUUCCGCGAUUCCUGUGAGCCACUCGUCAAGAUUAACAUCAACCAGAAGAAUCCCAUUGGAUUGUCUGGCAAGCGCAAGGUGAAGAUCCUCAUAUCAAGACUUGAUGCCGGAAUCAACCUGCAGAGUUGGGUUACGCUCAUAGAUUUCUUCACCCCGUCGUCCGCACCUCUAGAUCGUGUCACGUCAACAACAUCAUCCCAGCCAGAUGGUCUCACGGCUGAAGCCAGGAAAUUCCGAAAAAAAGUCAUUGAAAAUCAGGGAGCGCCGAUAGACACGAAAAUUUACUUCGAGGUUGAAAAAUUCACGAUUAUCUUCAACAAGCCAGAAUAUCAAUUUUCGAAGGCGUCGCUUCAAAAACUCUCGAUGGAACUACAUCUUUAUCAGACUACCCACCGGUAUGAAGGGUCGAUCGGGGAGCUGACUCUCUACGAUCUGUCUCCUGCCGGGUUUCUUUACAGAGAGCGAUUUGUCACCGAUAAGGAUUCAAAAGAAAUUCUCAACUUUCAAAUAUUUCGAUACAACAAGCCCGACCACGAGUGCAAGCGGGAAUUCGAUUUGAAGGUGAAGAUAAGGAUGAAUCAGAUCAUGUAUAUUCACACUCACCGUUUUCAAUCAGAAUUAACCGCGUAUUUUCUUCACUUCCACCAGCUCCUCGAGCUCGUCAAUCAUUAUCGCGCUGCCAUGGUCGGAGCAGAAGUAACUAAUCUCGGCCGUGGAUCACGAGUCAUGUUGGACAUCACUGCUGAUAAUCCAACUCUGAUUUUACCUGAAUCUAGUUAUAGUCCGAAAGUGAUCAUUGCUGACCUCGGUAAAUUGUCGAUCUCCAAUACUUUCAAGCUCAGUGACGAGGAAGGAACGCUACACUUCGAAGAAUAUGCUCAGAAUGGAUUUCCGGAGAAGAAAGUCUUGCUCGAUUGCAUCACAGUUGGCUUGAAAGAAAUGGAUAUUUGGAUUGCUGAUCGAAUGGAGUUGAGCGACGCUGGAGAGAGCGACCUCAAAUUCAACGGAUUCAAAUUUGUCAGGCAUCAGCAAUCUCUCCUCAAGAAACGGGUAGAACUGUCCCUUGCUAUCGAAAGAAAUCUUCAGCAGAAUGUCGACCGGUCAGUUCCCGACAUGCACAUCAAUGGUACUCUCAGCGAGGCAUACUUCGGAUUGAAUAGAAGCCAAUUCUGGGUCGUUCGCGACUUCCUCGAGCACAAUCUCGGUGAGAUGCAGCCAAUAUACGAACGACCAUCCGUUCCAGUGAAUAUUGAAGAAGCGAUGACAGAAACAGUCAUGACUGGGGAAGUCUUCAGAAAUCUAAAGUUCAAUCUUGGGCUCAAGAAUGUCACAGUCGAGCUUGGAGAGGUCAACGGCGAUAAACUCGUGAAAAUGGAAUUUGUCGAUUCUACCCUGAAUUUUGAAGCCCUCUCGAAUAAUCACAAGCACACGAAUCUUGUCUGCAAAGCCUACAAUGCUUGGGACUGCCGCGAACUCUACAACAUCCAUCCCUCAUUCCAGAAGGUCAUUGCAGCUGAUUUAGAAGACGAAGAUAUCUGCCAAAUUGAAAUCGUUUUCAAAGCAACGCCCGACGGCGCUUCCUUCAAGCUUGUAACGGAAAAAACUAGAAUAAUUGUUCUGCCAGAAUGGUCGAAGCAAACAUUGAACUAUCUUCUGGAGCAUCCGAUCGAUGGCUACGGAGAUGAUUUGCGGAAGAUCAACUACGACCUGAUUAAAAAGUGGAAACAAGAACCGAGCGAUCCAAAGAACACUGGCGAAAAGGGUAAGAUGAACUUGGAUAUCACUACGAACGUUCACGGGACAGAGUUUCUGAUCAUUAAUGAUCUUACAUCUUCGAAAUCUGCAGCGAUUACCCUCCGCUCGACCGCUGUUCUGCACAAGAAUGAGUUCUCUACUGUUUUGCAGUUGCAAUGUCUGGAGCUUUUUAGCUGUGAGCUGUCGAAUGAAGAACAAACAUCGCUGUCAAUUCUUGAUCCGACAAGUCUGAAUCUUGAAUUUUCAACUCCUCAAGACGAAAAGCCAAAACUCGAAAUUAAUUUUGACGAAAUCAACAUGCGUCUAUCGUACACCGACUUUCUGCUCAUUCGAUCUAUCGGUCAGAGUUUACAACUCACCCUACGAGGAGAGCCAGACGGAGCAACCGAGACUGCGAAGCCAAGCUUUCCAGAUGGAUCAAUUGUUCGAAAAGAACGAGGAAAAGAGAUCACUAUCUGGCGGCCGUACGAGCUAUUGCUGCGAUCAGAUGACGACAAGGCGCCAGUUCCCCCAAAGCUUCAAGAGCUUCAGGAAAUCGACGCGAACCUCAAUGGUGAAAGCGUUUCCAUGACUUUCAUCGACGACUCCGGAGAACGAGACAUUCCUUUGAUAGAGUUCGAAUUGAAAGAGAUUGGUCUUGUUGCAAACAACAAAUUUGUCCGAAUGCACAACACCUUCUUCGUCCAAAAGUUCAACCAGCAGCUUUCACUCUGGGAACCCCUUAUUGAACCUUACAAAUUGAUGAUUCGAGGGGAUCGCUCUGAAGAUCACGGAGGCUAUAACAUUAACUUGCUUACUUUUACUCGAUUGGAUUUGAAUUUAACUAUGGACCUCUACUAUCUUUUAGCCCACCAGAUUCCUCAUCUGUCUGAUCUUAUUUCUGGGUCAUCCGUUCGGCAAUUUGAUGUUCGAAAGAAAUUCCGCCCUUACACACUAAACAAUGUAACCGGCUAUACAGUGACCUACUGCACCAGUGCAGAGUCUUUGGGUAAGCCAUGGCGGAAGGUACCGACGGACACUCAAGAUGACUUCACAUUCGCCAGGGGCCAUCAAAAGAUUCGAGAGUACCGACAGCAAUCACAUCGCAUCUGGAUUAAAGUUGGCGACUACACUAGUCUUCAACCUAUUGCCGUGAACAAAGUUGGUCUGUACUUCCGACACGCAGUACAUCCUGGAGGAAAAAUGCCAAUUCGAAUCCUUAUUGAAGUCCGACUUACCGAUUCAGCAAGAAAAAUGGUGACGAUUCGUUCAGCUGUUAAGAUUUCUUCGAAACAUUCUGAACCCCUUGAGAUUUACAAGCGCUCAGAUUAUACGAUCGAUGAUAUCUAUGAAAUAACGCCUCUUGGUACUGUUCAGCCUCAGGAAGAAUUAUAUAUUCCACUGCAGCACGCUGACGGUCAGUUCGUAGUUCGCCCGGUCGGCGAUCUUUACAAAAUAUCUGAAUCGACAAUAAAUUGGAGAGACUACCCAAGAGGAAUGUUUACUAUCGACUGCGAUCCUCACAGAGUUUCCGACCGUAAAACAUCGUUCCAAGUUGAAAUCCGGUCGUUCGAUCUUCCUCAAGGCCAAGAGCUGACAGAAGAAAUCCGAAAGAUUUACAAAAAGCAAAGAAUUAUAACGCUAGAUUCGUCCUACGAUCACUUGAACUUUCAAAUGCCUGGCAAUAAUAUUAUCAUUUAUCCUGGAAUCAAGAUGAAAAAUUUGCUGCCCUGUGAAAUUCAAUUUCAACUCAGCGGAUUUGAAGGUACAAUUCAGCCACAUCAAGAACAAACAAUCUAUUUUUCGCCGAAUGAAAUUAAAUUCCGAAUCCGUCUUGAAGGAUUUGAAUCGAGCUCUGAAGUAAAUCUCUCUCACAAUCGAGAUGUGCUAACUGAGAUGAGGAUAAUUGACCAAAAUCGACGACUUCUUAUCCUCAACGUCAGGCUGACGAUUGAACCCACCAUCCAAAUUCACAUCAGUUCACGCUACUGGCUUAUCAACCACACUAGCUUGCCGCUCGUUCUCCGCCAAAGCCAAUCUGCUUUUGACGCUGCUGGUCAGUUCGAUGAGCAUGAAAGCGCCCGUUGCCGCACUCCACUUCUAUUUUCAUAUACAGAUCGGGAAUGUCCUUCCUACUGUCAGCUUCGUCUUGGCUCGAAAAAGUUCGCAAGAGCAACGAGUCAUUGGACGAAUGAGUUUUCUUUGGAAGACGACUGUCAUCGGGAAAUUCAAGCAGAAUAUCAAACUUACCAGCUUGGAAUUUCAGUGAGAAAUGGCACCGAAGAUUAUCGCGAUACUAAAAUUGUAACUGUCACUCCUCGUUUUACUAUUCACAACUCAACUCCAUUCAACCUCAACUUUGCACAACAAUACCUCGUUUUCGGCAAAUGGCAUCAAGAUCCUGAAGUCGGCAAGUUCGAGUCUGCUUCUCCAGGAGCUUCGUGCAACUUUGACUGGCCAGAUAUCAAGAAAGAUAAAGUCCUAUGUAUUCGAAUCACUGAUCCGGUCGACACCCGCUGGUCGGGUGGCUUUCCUAUCAAUGUCGUGAAGACAAGCUACUUGAAUGUCAAAUUCAGUUCUCUUGACAUGAUCUUUCUCGAGGUAUCAGUUUCAUAUCAUGCGGCGAUGUUCUUCGUCGAAGUUCGCGAAAUGAAAACUGCGCCAUUGAUAAGAAUUGACAAUCUCUCUGCCGUUCCCGUCAGCAUCAUUCAAGAAAAGUGCCGGGACAACUCAUUACGAGCUGAAAUACCACCUGAUUGUUCAAUGCCCUACAUCUGCGAUGAACCGAUGCUUCCUGAGAUCAUCACUUGCUCGGUAAAAUCUGGGAAGAAAAGCGAGCUGGUCAAUCUUGAAGAGUUGAAUACCACCACUACUCUUUACUACGAAAACUUGUUCUACAUCGAAUCGCGAGAAAAUAUGGUGCUGGACGUUGAUGCAUCAAAACUACUGUUUGUCCGACAGAAAGAUCAGUCCAGAAGAAGUCAGCUUUGGCGAACCGAUCCAUCUUCCUCCCUGAUCAAUGCAAAGCAUGAAAAUCUGAUACUUGACCCGACUACUCUGAAGCUUGUUGAUCCAACACAGAAGAAAAAACAUUAUAAAAAGUGGUCUUUCAAGAAGCAUGUGAUAUGUUCUGGAUCGAAUCGUCUUUACUUGAAUAACCUUGAGUGUCCUGUGUUUUUGAAGGACGACAAAACUGAGCACAUUGAUUCCGAAGAUCUGACUCCUUUCAAAAAAGUCCGUCAAAACAAGGGCUCAGGCCAGCUCCACCUUCGUGUUGUAAGAGACGGACCAAGACGUGUUCUCCAAAUCUACGACAUUUUGAAAAGCCAUGGAACAUCUGUCGACAGUGGAAAUUUGAACGUAGAAUGCAAAGAAAAGGUUGACAAGUUCAUUUCCUCGACUAAAGCUGUCAAAUGCGGAACAAGAUAUUCUUUUGGUGUGGAUAUGCCUGCUGGAAUCGGAGUUUCUGUAAUCGCGCAACUUGUAAAUCACCAAAAAGAAGAGCUGUUCUUCUUGCAAGUGAGAGGAAUCAACAUUCAAGCGGAAAUAAAAAGAAACUCGGAAAUACACUUUCAGUUUUCUGCGCAUUUUAUUCAAUGUGACAACCAAGUUCGCGGCGCUUAUCCGAGGGUUCUUAUCGAAAAGAAUAUGCAGAAAGUGGACAAGCGAUUGGUCAGAAAUGUUUUGUCUGUGUCGAUGGCAACUCUUCCGAACACUGAAAACGCGCCUGGUCUCUUUAGACUUCUGAAGAUAGAAACUUGUCCCCUCGUGUUCAAGAUCAACGAAGGACUAAUUCUGCGAAUGAUGAUGCUCGUGGACAGUCUCAAAGUAAAGAAAGUAACUCCUGCCAGCGUGUUUACCAAAGACCCGCAGUCGCUUUUCUUAAAUGAAUUGCGAGCUAAUGCGACGAAGCCCAAGAAUCGCUUCUACUGCGAAGAGUUGUUUAUCAAACUCGACGAGCUGACGGUUUCUCUUUAUAGAGAUACAGAUCUACCGAGAGAACUGAAGCGAUACAAGACAAAGGCUAGGCUUACUCUCAUACAGUUCGAAGAUGCCAGGAUAAACAUCGAUCCUUACUACGUAAAAUACAGCUACAAAGACAUGGGUGCUUAUCAAAACGACCUGGUGACGUUCAUCAAUGCAAGCGUGAAGAAUCAAGCUUACAAAGUUUUGGGUGCUGUUGAUUUCCUCGGAAAUCCACUCGGCCUUGCGCACGAUAUCAAAGAUGGCCUAGAAGGAGUCUUAGAAGGAAACUUCUCUUCUGUGAUUCAAGGCACAACGAGAGGUCUCGCGAAUUCCGCGUCGAAAUUUGUCGGUAGUGUGGCUGAUGCUGUUUCAUCGCUUGCAGGAGAUCGAGAAUAUGAAAACGAUCGAAGACGCAGAAGACUUCAGAGAGUCGACUUCGGGAACGCAGUGGAUGGGCUUGCUUAUGGAGUGCUGGGUGGAAUGACAAGCAUUCCCGAUCAGACGUACAAGGCUGUUCAAACGGACGGAGUGGCUGGUUUCUUCAGUGGAUUGGGCAAGGGUGUCAUGGGAACAUUCAUAAAGCCGAUGACCGGUGUCCUUGACUUCGCUACCAGUACCGCUACUGUUAUUCGAGACAGUGCAGACAGAAAGAAAAAAGGCUUGGCUACUCGCUAUCCGAGAUUAAUUUCUGAUGUCAAUGGUGGCUUACCAAUUUACGACGAAGGGAUGGCCAAAGCUCAAGACUUCCUGCUCGGUAUCUAUCCAAACUUGUUGGAGAAGCUGUUCUUUACAUGGAAGAUCGAGGCGUUUAACGAAUGUCAUAUUUUAUGCGUUACAGAAUCGAGGGUGUAUCUUUUUGGAGAAACGUCGAAUGAUUUCAUGGAAAUCUUCAAAUUUACUUUUGAUCAACUUGUUGAUAUUAUUUCCCGUGAGAAUAGGGUCGUUUUUGAUCUGAAAAACACGAGGGAAAAGCUGGUUUGUAAAACGCCAGAAGAUGCUCUUACAGUCUACAAACAAGUUGAGAGCAUUUGGAAUCUCUACAAAGAUGACCAGCACACCUUCACGGACGUGUAG